Sclerotinia borealis F-4128 is the source of this 1497-nucleotide messenger RNA. The record is from the annotation of a GenBank genome assembly. Lineage: Eukaryota; Fungi; Ascomycota; Leotiomycetes; Helotiales; Sclerotiniaceae.
AUGGCUACUACUCCAGAUGCCGAUAUAAGCCAGCUGUCCGAAUCGCAGCAGGCAGCUUUACAACAAUUGCUUGCGGUAACCGGUCAAGAAGUCGAUCAAGCUGUACCUUUACUGCAGAGAUCACAAUGGAGUGUUGAGAUAGCAAUCGCAAAAUUCUUUGACGGCGAAGAUGAUUCCUUGACGACAGCAGGCCUAGCAGCUCAGAAUGUCCCACCUCCGCGAGCUUCAAGACAAGAAAAUCUUCAAUAUAGCCUCCUCAACGAAUCAUCGAAUCGAUCAAGAGCGCAAAAUGUGGACUCGGCUCCAAGAAUCGUUCCUCAACCAGAAGAUCAAGUAAUUCGACGACCAAACCUUAUAUUCGCUUUACUAUUUACACCAUUCAGUGUGCUCUACAAGAUCUUCUCUCUAGGAUAUAGAGCCUUCGCGUUCCUAUUCCCUUUCUUACCAAGGCUCGCACCUACAGGCUCAUCGAAUACAAUGGGACGGAGGUCACUUAAACCGAGAGAUGCUGCAACACGUACAAAGCGCGAAUUUGAGGAAGAGUAUGGAUCUAACAAUCUACCAUUCUUCGAUGGGGGUUAUGCUCAAGCUUUGGAUCUUGCGAAGAAAGACCUCAAAUUCCUCAUUGUUCAUUUGAUGUCGCUAGAACAUGACGAUACAUCUGAUUUCGUCCAUCAAACCUUACUAUCGGAGGAAGUCACCACAUUUCUUGGUGAUUCAACCAACAACUUAAUAUUCUGGGUAGGAGAUGUUUGCGAUUCAGAAGCAUAUCAAGUCUCCUCAGCUUUGCGAUGUACCAAAUUUCCAUUUACAGCUCUAAUUACCCACACACCCGAUCAAGGAGCCGCAUCAAUGUCAGUUAUUGCUAGAAUAUCUGGACAGGAGGCACCUCGGGCAUUCGUUGCAAAAUUACAAAGCGCAAUAGGACAACAUUCCGAAAAAUUAGCCGCCGUUCGUGCACAACGUUCCGCGCAAAACUUCGAGCGCACAUUAAGAGAAGAGCAAGAUUCUGCCUAUGAGCAAUCUUUGGCACAGGAUAGAGAACGUGCUAGACAGAGAAAGGAAGCAGAAUCUGCGGCGGCAGCAGAGGAGAAGAGAAAGAAGGAUGAUGCAGAAGCCGCUGUCAAACUGGCCGAAAAUCGAAAACAUUGGAAACAAUGGCGAGUGCAAACCAUCAAAACGGAACCCGAGCCCGGAACAAAUGUAGUCCGAGUAGCAUUAAGGAUGCCAGAAGGUGCAAGGAUUACCCGUCGCUUUGAGGCCGAUUCCGAGAUUGAAGAACUCUACGCUUUUGUAGAAUGUCACGACUUACUAGCAGACGGCAAAGAAUACAGUAGGCAAAAGCCGGAAGGAUAUGAACAUAAAUAUAAUUUCAGACUCGUUCAAAGUAUACCGAGAGCCGUAUAUGAAGUUGGAGAAGGAGGAACAAUUCUGGAAAGGGUUGGCAAGAGUGCAAACUUAAUUGUGGAAUCUGUUGAUGACGAAGAUGAUGAAUGA